This is a messenger RNA of Engraulis encrasicolus (European anchovy), 2322 nucleotides long. RefSeq names its product eIF5-mimic protein 2-A. The record is from RefSeq and is a predicted model, not a curated record. The coding region runs from base 120 to 1379 and encodes 419 amino acids. Gene Ontology annotation, cellular component: cytoplasm; membrane. Gene Ontology annotation, molecular function: protein binding. The transcript has 12 exons. Lineage: Eukaryota; Metazoa; Chordata; Actinopteri; Clupeiformes; Engraulidae.
CGCAGUGGAAACCUUGCUUUUCUGUGAAGGUUUUGUGUGGGGCAGAGAAUUUCCAUUGUGUCAAUUUCUCCGUUGGUUUACCAGCCGUUUUUUAUCUGCAUUAAUUUCGGGUGUCUUUUAUGAAUAAUCAAAAGCAGCAAAAGCCAACGCUAACCGGCCAGCGUUUUAAGACUCGGAAAAGAGAUGAAAAGGAGAGAUUUGAUCCUACUCAGUUUCAAGAAAGUAUUGUACAAGGCUUGAAUCAAUCUGGCAGAGAUUUGGAGGCUGUGGCAAAAUUCCUUGAUGCCUCUGGCGCCAAGCUCGACUACCGCCGCUAUGCUGAGACUCUCUUCGACAUCCUGGUGGCCGGUGGCAUGCUGGCCCCAGGUGGCACUUUGUCGGAUGACGUGACCCGCACGGAUUACUGUCUGUUCACUGCAAACGAAGACCUGGAAACCAUGCAGGCUUAUGCACAGGUUUUUAACAAGUUGAUCAGGCGUUACAAGUACCUGGAGAAGGGGUUCGAGGAGGAGAUCAAGAAGUUGCUGCUGUUUCUGAAGGGGUUCACCGAGUCUGAGCGGAACAAGUUGGCCAUGCUCACCGGCAUCCUGCUGGCCAACGGGAACAUCUCCGCCUCCAUCCUGAACAGUCUCUACAACGAGAACCUCGUCAAGGAAGGCGUUUCCGCUGCAUUCGCGGUGAAACUCUUCAAAUCUUGGAUCAACGAGAAGGACAUCAACUCAGUCGCAGGCAGCCUCCGUAAGGUUGGCAUGGACAACCGUCUGAUGGAGCUUUUCCCGGCCAACAAGCGAAGCUGCGAGCACUUCUCGAAGUACUUCACGGACGCCGGGCUGAAGGAGCUGUCCGACUUCGCCCGCAACCAGCAGAGCAUCGGGGCCCGCAAGGAACUGCAGAAGGAGCUGCAGGAGCAGAUGUCCCGCGGGGAUAACUUCAAAGACAUCAUAACCUAUGUGAGGGAGGAGAUGACAAAGACCAACAUCUCGGAGCAGUCGAUGAUCGGCAUCGUGUGGAGCAGCGUCAUGAGCUCCGUAGAGUGGAAUAAGAAGGAGGAGCUGGUCACAGAACAAGCCAUCAAACACCUGAAGCAAUACAGUCCUCUCCUGAACGCCUUCACCUCCCAGGGUCAGUCUGAGAUCACCCUCCUGCUGAAGAUCCAGGAGUAUUGCUACGACAACAUCCACUUCAUGAACUCCUUCCAGAAGAUCGUCGUGCUCCUCUACAAAGCGGAUGUUCUGAGCGAGGAAGCCAUUUUGAAGUGGUAUACAGAAGCCCACAUGGCCAAGGGCAAGAGUGUGUUCCUGGAACAGAUGAAGAAAUUUGUGGAAUGGCUGAAAAACGCUGAAGAGGAAUCUGAGUCUGAUGAGGAAGAGGGGGACUAAAACCUCACCAUAUAAAACCAACCCAACUCUUGGGAAUAAGACCAGUUAUGGGAGCAGUAGAAUGUUUCGUUACAGAAGUGCUUGUCUGUCUUUUUUUGCUUUUCUUUUUUAAAUGUUUUGAUUUCUGAUUCUACCUCCAGGUCUUUAUUUCUCUCUUUCUCUCAAACAUAACAUUUAGAUGUCAUUUAAGGGCUUAAACACAAGGUUCAUUGUAAUAUUUUUUUUUCUAAUCCGAAAGGUUUACAUUAAAGUUCACCCAGCACAAUUUUGUGAGUAGUCAAACCCAAUAAAUCAUUUCACCUCUUAGAGCUUUCAAGGUGUUUGACAUUUAAGAAAUUGACCAUUUUUAUUAUUAUUUUUUUUACUAUUGAUAUAAUUGUAGUAAUAAUUUGUUGCAUCGAAAUUAUGUACAUUCCAUUUCAACUUAACUAGCAAACUUCUACGCAUUCUAUCAGCUCUCAAAUGACAAGUUUUAUUUGUUAUUUUCCCCCACCCGCUCUCACCAGUCUUUUGUAUUAUUGUGCCGAUGCCUUUUAGCGCCCCCUACAGAUUCCCUGGUGAAUUGUCCUCAUUGGGAAGUUAUUGCCAAAGCUCUAAGCCCUUGCUCUUGUCAUAACUCUCCUAAAUGAGCCAUUGGAUAGCAAUUUCCUUCCUCCCCCUCCUCUUUCCUUCUGUUAUGAAAUUGUACAGAACAUUAAAACAAAUUACCGAUCUAAUUAUGACAAAACUGGUGACAGUUAAAACUUACCAGUAACCCACUCCAUCCCCAUCCCCACCCAUGCUAAUCAAGGCCCCCCACCUCUUCUCUCUCCCCAUUACUUGCACAGACGUCAAAUGUAGGAUGUUUGCCACCCUUUCAAUUGAUGUCAUGAAUUUCUUCAAUCUGAUGAAAGGACCGCCCUCUUUUUUUUAAAAUCUAAUAAAGACACUGAGGUACAUCUGA